This is a messenger RNA of Glycine soja, 755 nucleotides long. Its product is annotated as 60S ribosomal protein L21-1-like. Gene Ontology annotation, molecular function: structural constituent of ribosome. Gene Ontology annotation, biological process: translation. Bases 69 to 563 code for a protein of 164 amino acids. Lineage: Eukaryota; Viridiplantae; Streptophyta; Magnoliopsida; Fabales; Fabaceae. The transcript is spliced from 2 exons. Gene Ontology annotation, cellular component: ribosome; cytosolic large ribosomal subunit. The record is from RefSeq and is a predicted model, not a curated record.
GAAGUGAUCCUCUAUCUACCCUAAAGAGAGAGAGAGGGAGUCAGAGAAACCCUAGGUAAGAAGCAAAGAUGCCGGCUGGUCAUGGUUUGAGAUCCCGCACCAGAGAUUCCUUCUCUCGUCCUUUCAGGAAGAAGGGAACCAUCGCCCUCACCACAUACCUGAGAACCUACCACGUCGGCGAUUAUGUUGACGUCAAGGUUAACGGUGCCGUUCACAAGGGAAUGCCCCACAAGUUCUACCAUGGCCGCACCGGACGCGUCUGGAAUGUCACCAAACGUGCUGUUGGCGUCGAAGUCAACAAGCAGGUUGGCAACAGAAUUAUAAGGAAGAGGAUUCAUGUGCGGGUAGAGCAUGUUAUGCCUUCAAGGUGCACUGAGGAGUUCCGCCUCAGGAAGAUUAAGAAUGAUCAGCUAAAGGCCGAAGCCAAGGUCAAGGGUGAGAAGAUCAGCACCAAGAGACAGCCUCAGGGUCCCAAACCCGGUUUCAUGGUGGAGGGUGCGACCCUUGAGACAGUUACCCCCAUCCCAUAUGACGUUGUCAAUGACCUCAAGGGAGGUUAUUAGUUUGUCUACCUGUUUGAUUGUUGGUUUCAGUAGUUUUUUGUUUUGAGUUUUUUGUCCCUUUUUGGUUGAAAAGGCCAUUACUUAUGAACAAACGAGACUAUUAAGUUUUGUUUUAUUUUCUUUUGCUUAUCUACAUACAAUGAUAUGUUUUAUUUAGCUCUUCGUGAAUGUGUUUUACAGCGUUAUUCCUUA